AGAGAACCAUGCCAUUUCUGGGUCAGGACUGGCGAUCCCCUGGAUGGAGCUGGAUUAAAACUGAAGAUGGAUGGAAAAGGUGUGACUCCUGUACCCAAGAGCUCAGCCGCGAAAAUAGCCAGUACGCCAUCAACCACAGCAUUAUCUUAAAUAGUGGUGAAGAAGAGAUAUUCAAUAAUGAGUGUGAAUAUGCAGCCAAAAAGAGGAAGAAGGAACAUUCUGGAAAUGACACGGCUGCUCACAGUUUUUAUCGUGAAAAAUGGAUCUAUGUCCAUAAAGAAAGCACAAAAGAAAGGCACGGCUACUGCACCCUGGGAGAAGCCUUCAACCGGCUAGACUUCUCGAGUGCCAUUCAGGAUAUCAGAAGGUUCACCUAUGUGGUCAAACUGCUGCAGCUAAUUGCGAAGUCCCAGUUAACCUCACUGAGUGGAGUGGCACAGAAGAACUACUUCAACAUUUUGGAUAAAAUUGUCCAAAAAGUUCUUGACGACCACCAGAAUCCUCGCCUGAUCAAAGACCUUCUCCAAGACUUGAGCUCCACCCUUUGCAUCCUCAUUAGAGGGGUGGGGAAAUCGGUGUUAGUGGGGAACAUCAACAUUUGGAUUUGCCGCUUAGAAACUGUUCUCAACUGGCAACAGCAGCUGCAGAAUCUUCAGAUGACUAAGCAGGCGAACCCUGGCCUCACACUCAGUGACCUGCCCUUGCACAUGCUGAACAACAUCCUGUACCGUUUCUCAGAUGGCUGGGACAUUGUCACCCUGGGCCAGGUGACACCAACCCUGUACAUGCUCAGUGAGGACAGGCGGCUGUGGAAGAAACUGUGUCAGUACCACUUCGCCGAGAAGCAGUUUUGUAGACAUUUGAUCCUUUCAGAAAAAGGUCAUAUUGAAUGGAAGUUGAUGUAUUUUACACUUCAGAAAUAUUAUCCAACUAAAGAACAGUAUGGAGACACUUUACAUUUCUGUCGGCACUGCAGCAUUCUCUUCUGGAAGGACUACCACCUUGCUUGGUUGUUGAAGGACUCAGGACACCCCUGCACCGCGGCUGACCCCGACAGCUGCUUCACUCCUGUGUCCCCUGAGCACUUCAUCGACCUCUUCAAGUUCUAGUGCCGCCCUCAGCCCCGUGCCCUGUCCACAGUGUCCUUGUGCUUUCUGUGUGUCCUGUAGUUGGUGUGAGUAUUGUUUGACACAGGUGAUGACAGGAUCCGUGACAGGCUGUACUUGUGCGGCCCUCACUUCCGGGAGAGCCUGAUGGGGC
Molecule: messenger RNA, 1260 nt
Organism: Acomys russatus (golden spiny mouse)
Lineage: Eukaryota; Metazoa; Chordata; Mammalia; Rodentia; Muridae
Gene: Fbxo25
Product: F-box protein 25
Exons: 10
Coding region: 9-1109 (366 amino acids)
Biological process (GO): protein ubiquitination
Cellular component (GO): nucleus; SCF ubiquitin ligase complex; cytoplasm
Molecular function (GO): protein binding
Source: RefSeq, a predicted model, not a curated record